GUUUCCUUCUGGUAAUCAUUACUUCCGUCUAUUUUCGUUAGAUAACAUUGAUCUUCUUCUCCGAUUCUCUGAUUGGUUCGAAUUUCAGAUUUCGAAAGUAGUGAAGAAAGUUGGGAGCUGUACAUUUCCGCUUUCAUGUUCUCUGUUGAAUCCGAAUUCUCUCCACACACAUUAGUUGUUUUACAGAUCUCCGAAGUUGGCUCCUCAAAGAAGAUCACAGCGCCACAUGGGCGGCCAAAUGCAGCAAAGCAAUGCUGCGGCUGCGACGGCGCUAUAUGAUGGGGCUUUACCAACAAAUGACGCAGGAGAUGCAGUCAUGGCACGGUGGCUUCAAUCCGCUGGAUUGCAGCAUUUGGCGUCUCCGGUUGCUUCUACAGGCAAUGAUCAGCGUCAUCUCCCAAACCUUCUCAUGCAGGGUUAUGGAGCACAGACCGCUGAAGAGAAACAAAGACUGUUUAAACUAAUGAGAAAUCUCAAUUUUAACGGGGAUUCGACUUCUGAAUCAUAUACACCAACUGCUCAGACAUCAGCAGCUAUGCCCUCUUCGGAAGGAUUUUUUUCACCUGAGUUCAGAGGUGAUUUUGGAGCAGGAUUAUUGGAUCUCCAUGCAAUGGAUGAUACAGAGCUUCUAUCUGAGCAUGUGAUUACCGAACCGUUUGAGCCGUCACCUUUCAUGCCUAGUGUAAAUAAAGAAUUUGAAGAAGACUAUAAUUUGCCAGCUAAUCGUCAACAACGACAACCGACAGAAGCUGAACCUUUGGGUUUAUUGCCUAAGAGUGAAAAAGAAAAUAACAGUGUAGCCAAGAUUAAAGUAGUGGUAAGGAAAAGACCCCUAAACAAGAAAGAAACAGCUAAGAGGGAGGAGGAUGUCGUGACGGUAUCUGAUAAUUCUUUGACUGUCCAUGAGCCCAAAGUGAAGGUGGAUUUGACUGCUUAUGUGGAAAGGCAUGAGUUCUGCUUUGAUGCUGUUCUAGAUGAGGAUGUCUCAAAUGACGAGGUGUAUCGGGCCACAAUUGAGCCGAUAAUUCCAAUUAUUUUCCAGAGAACUAAAGCUACAUGCUUUGCAUAUGGUCAAACAGGUAGUGGUAAGACAUUCACAAUGAAACCACUACCCAUACGAGCAGUUGAAGAUCUUAUGAGGUUGUUGCGUCAACCAGUAUACAGCAAUCAGAGGUUUAAAUUGUGGCUCAGCUAUUUUGAGAUAUAUGGUGGAAAGCUGUUCGAUCUUCUCAGUGAGAGAAAGAAACUUUGCAUGCGAGAAGAUGGUAGACAGCAAGUUUGCAUUGUUGGCCUGCAAGAAUAUGAAGUUUCAGAUGUACAAAUUGUAAAGGAUUUUAUCGAGAAAGGAAAUGCUGAAAGGAGCACAGGGUCAACUGGAGCAAAUGAGGAAUCUUCUAGAUCACAUGCCAUCCUACAGCUUGUUGUAAAAAAGCAUGUUGAGGUAAAAGACACUAGACGGAGGAAUAAUGAUGGUAAUGAAUUGCCUGGGAAAGUUGUGGGAAAGAUUUCUUUCAUUGACCUUGCUGGCAGUGAAAGAGGUGCAGACACCACCGACAAUGAUCGCCAGACAAGGAUUGAAGGCGCAGAAAUCAAUAAGAGUCUCUUGGCUCUUAAGGAAUGUAUACGUGCACUGGACAAUGACCAGCUACAUAUACCAUUUCGUGGAAGCAAACUAACGGAAGUGCUACGUGACUCAUUUGUUGGAAACUCAAGAACGGUGAUGAUUUCCUGCAUCUCUCCAAAUGCAGGAUCGUGUGAACAUACCCUCAAUACUCUAAGAUAUGCUGAUCGAGUCAAAAGUCUAUCAAAAAGUGGAAAUAGCAAGAAAGAUCAAACUGCCAAUGCAAUGCCUCCGGUUAAUAAGGAUGCUUUGUUGGGCCCAAAUGAUGUAGAAGAUGUCUUUGAGCCUCCACAGGAAGUGAAUGUACAGGAAACCAGGAGGAGGGUGGUCGAGAAGGACAGCAACACUACUACAUCGGGUAUUGACUUCAGACAGCCUACAAAUUAUCGAGAAGAAAGUGGAAUCCCAUCAUUCUCAAUGGACAAGGGAAGGUCAGAGACGAAUAGUUCUUUUGGUGGCUCCACUAGUCAGAGGAACCACAUGUCUUCAUAUCCCCAAGAAACUUCAGACCGUGAAGAGAAAGUGAAGAAAGUGUCACCACCUCGUGGGAAAGGGUUGCGGGAAGAAAAACCAGACAGACCACAAAAUUGGCCUAAAAGAGAUGUCAGUUCGUCGGAUAUCCCUACCUUGACAAAUUUUAGACAGAACACAAGUGAAACUGCUUCAAGGCAAUAUGACACCGACCCUUCGCUUGAUGAAAACCUCGAUGCACUGCUUGAGGAAGAAGAAGCUCUGAUUGCAGCACACAGAAAAGAAAUUGAGGACACAAUGGAGAUUGUUCGCGAGGAAAUGAAACUUCUAGCGGAGGUGGACCAACCAGGAAGCAUGAUAGAAAACUAUGUGACGCAACUAAGCUUUGUACUGUCCCGGAAAGCAGCAGGGCUAGUCAGUCUUCAAGCCAGGCUUGCUCGAUUCCAACAUCGUCUCAAGGAACAAGAAAUACUGAGCCCUUUGAUCUUAGAAAUGGGAGAUGGGGCUGAGAUUGUGGACAUGUUAGAAGGGGAAGAGAAGAAGCUGGCAGAGAAAAAUGAGUUGGUGGGAUCUGAUGAAGUGAGGGAUAAUGAAGAAGAGGUCUUUGAAGAAGCAAUUGGUUCGCAAGAGGGUCCACAACCUGAAUCAUUCGAAGCCGAUGUGUUGCAAGAGGAUUUACCUUUAGAGGAAACUCCUGAGAAUUCCAAGAAUGAGCAUGAGGAAGUGGGUGAUUUGGAAGAAACAAGUAGCAAUGAGAGGGGAGUAGAAGAUUUAAAGGUUAAUUAUACGGUGGUGGGAGAGAGCCAUGGUGAGGUUAACUUGCAGCAUACAACUGCUAAGGAGGCUGAAUCUGAUUUGGUGACUGCCAAAAUGAAUGAUGAUGAUCAAGGGGAAGUAGCAGAUGCUGAAAUUUCUUAUGGUAAAAUUGAAUCGAGCUUGGAUGUGGUUGAGAACAGUGAGGAAUCUACUUCCAUUUUUGCGGCUGAGGAUGUGAAUUUGGAAAACGGAUAUACACAUUCUUCUUCAGGAAAUGGGAUAGUCUCUCCUGAGAAUAAAGAACUGGUGGCAGAAGUUAUCUCAGCAAGUGCCUGGUCCGAGGAAACAGGGAAUGAUGGUAUUGAAAACGAAAUUUUGGACGAAAAAGUUGAUGUAUCAGCUGGCAUGGGAACAGAAAAAAAGGUUGGGGAAGGUGAAGGAACAAAUAGGAAUUGCUUUGAGAAGGGUUUCAUAUGUUUAGAUAAUGAGUCUGGGGCAAAAAGAAAUGUCGAGACUGGUACCGACUACAAUAGUAUUAAAAAUGCUUCAGGUGACAAAUCCUUGAAUGAUAGUAUUGAAGUAGCAGCUGGGACCUUAUCUCCAUUGGAAAAAUCUAGUUCCGAGGAAAAGGGAGAGACUGAAGGUCACAGCAGUAGUAGCUUCCCUGGGGUAACUUUUAGAGAACAGGACACUGUUCAAAAUCGUAAUGGAGGACAUGAUAUUCAACAGAGUCCUCAAUCUAAUAAGGAAAUUGAAAAGCAGCAAGACAGCAGCGUUAAUAUAGGUCCAGAGAUUAAGGAAAGCCAACAUGUGGAAAGAGAAUCUGAGGUAUCAAGUUCUGUUUCACCAACAGAGUCUAGAAUAAAUACUGCAUCAUUACCAUCUGCUCGCCCAGCAGGUCUUGGUCGUGCUGCUCCACUUUUGGAACCGGCUCCACGUGUUCCACAACAGCCUCGUGUCAAUGGAAAUGUGUCUCACAAUCAGCCUCAGCAAGCUGAAGACUCUACCACUGCGGAGACAGAUGAGCAUGAUGAGACCCGUGAGAAGCUCCAGUUCAUAAGGGUCAAGUUUUUGAGGCUUUCACAUAGAUUAGGGCAAACUCCACAUAAUGUUGUUGUUGCUCAGGUUUUGUACAGGCUUGGAUUGGCUGAACAGUUGAGGGGCAGAAACGGAAGCCGUGUUGGUGCCUUUAGUUUUGAUCGUGCCAGUGCCAUGGCUGAACAGCUUGAGGCAGCUGGACAGGAUCCCCUUGAUUUUUCUUGUACGAUUAUGGUGCUCGGUAAAAGUGGGGUUGGUAAAAGUGCAACUAUCAAUUCUAUUUUCGAUGAACUGAAAAUUAGUACUGAUGCAUUCCAGAUGGGGACAAAGAGGGUUCAGGAUAUUGAGGGUUUUGUUCAAGGAAUUAAGGUACGGGUAAUUGACACUCCCGGUCUCUUACCAUCCUGGUCAGAUCAACACAAGAAUGAGAAGAUCCUGAAGUCUGUUAGGGCAUUCAUCAAGAAAAAUCCGCCUGACAUUGUAUUAUAUCUUGAUAGGUUAGAUAUGCAAAGCAGAGAUUCUGGUGACAUGCCUCUAUUGCGCACCAUUACUGAUGUUUUUGGACCAUCGAUUUGGUUUAAUGCCAUUGUGGGUUUGACUCAUGCCGCUUCGGCUCCACCAGAUGGCCCAAAUGGGACUGCUUCUAGCUAUGACAUGUUUGUAACACAACGUUCUCAUGUCAUCCAGCAAGCCAUUCGCCAAGCAGCGGGAGAUAUGAGGCUCAUGAACCCUGUUUCUUUAGUUGAGAACCACUCUGCUUGCAGGACAAAUCGGGCUGGCCAGAGAGUAUUACCUAAUGGCCAAGUGUGGAAGCCUCAUUUGCUAUUACUCUCAUUUGCAUCCAAGAUUCUAGCCGAAGCAAAUGCUCUUCUGAAAUUACAAGAUAAUAUUCCAGGGGAACAAUUUGUAUCUCGGUCCAAGGCUCCACCAUUACCAUUGCUCCUCUCAUCGCUUCUGCAAUCAAGACCACAAGCUAAGCUUCCUGAGCAGCAGUACGAUGAUGAAGAAGAUGAAGAUGAUUUGGACGAAUCAUCAGAUUCUGACGAAGAAUCAGAGUAUGAUGAGCUUCCUCCCUUUAAGCGGUUGACUAAAGCUGAGAUGGCUAAGCUUAAUAAAUCUCACAGGAAGGAAUAUCUCGAUGAGAUGGAGUAUCGGGAGAAACUAUUUAUGAAGAGGCAGAUGAAAGAGGAAAGAAAGAGACGUAAGUUGUUGAAGAAAUUUGCUGCUGAGAUUAAAGAUAUGCCUAGCGGGUAUAGUGAAAAUGUGGAAGAGGAGAGAAGUGAACCUGCAGCUGUUCCAGUUCCCAUGCCAGAUUUAUCUCUACCUGCAUCUUUUGACUCUGACAAUCCUACUCACCGGUACCGGUACCUUGAUUCCUCCAAUCAAUGGCUUGUUAGACCAGUGCUGGAAACUCAUGGAUGGGAUCAUGAUAUUGGUUACGAAGGUGUGAAUGCGGAACGACUAUUUGUUGUUAAAGACAAAAUACCGGUAUCUUUCUCUGGCCAAGUGACAAAGGACAAGAAGGAUGCAAAUGUGCAGCUGGAAUUGGCUAGCUCGGUUAAACAUGGAGAUGGUAGAUCAACUUCCCUAGGGUUUGACAUGCAAAAUGCUGGGAAGGAAUUGGCCUACACUGUUCGAAGUGAAACGAGAUUUAACAAUUUUAGGAAAAACAAAGCCGCAGCUGGUCUCUCCGUAACACUCUUGGGUGAUUCAGUGUCUGCGGGACUGAAAGUGGAAGAUAAGUUGAUUGCUAAUAAACGGUUCAGAAUGGUUAUGUCAGGUGGAGCAAUGACUAGUAGGGGAGAUGUUGCCUAUGGUGGUACUUUAGAAGCUCAGUUUAGAGAUAAAGAUUAUCCGCUAGGUCGGUUUUUAUCAACUCUUGGAUUUUCCGUGAUGGAUUGGCAUGGCGAUCUUGCUAUCGGAGGGAAUAUACAGUCUCAAGUACCCAUUGGACGUUCCUCUAAUCUAAUUGCUCGUGCUAAUCUGAAUAACAGAGGUGCAGGGCAAGUAAGCAUCCGCGUAAACAGCUCUGAGCAGCUUCAACUUGCUGUGGUUGCACUUGUUCCUCUGUUCAAGAAGCUUCUUAUGCUCGUCAAUUUAACACGUCUCUAUGCAUCAUGCAACGAAGUGGAACUUGCACGCCAUGUGUUCGACGAAAUUCCUCAUCCAAGGAUCAAUCCUAUUACGUGGGAUGUGAUGAUCAGAGCCUAUGUGUCGAAUGGUUUCCCAGAAAAAGCUUUGGAUUUCUACUACAAGAUGCUGAGUUCUGGUGUUAGACCCACGAAAUAUACGUACCCGUUUGUUUUAAAAGCAUGUGCUGGUCUUCGUGCAAUUAAAGAUGGUAAGCUGAUACAUAGCCAUGUGAAAUGUAGCAACUUUGCAGCUGAUAUGUAUGUAUGUACUGCUCUGGUUGAUUUUUAUGCUAAAUGUGGGGAACUUGAGAUGGCUAUAAAGGUGUUCGAUGAAAUGCCUAAGAGAGAUAUUGUCGCUUGGAAUGCUAUGAUUUCUGGGUUUUCUUUACAUUGCUGUUUAACUGAUGUCAUUGGAUUGUUUUUGGAUAUGCGUAGAAGCGAUGGACUUAGCCCUAAUUUAUCCACCAUUGUUGGGAUGUUUCCUGCACUCGGAAGGGCUGGUGCAUUGAGGGAAGGGAAAGCUGUUCAUGGGUAUUGCACAAGAAUGGGUUUUAGCAAUGAUUUAGUUGUUAAGACGGGGAUCUUGGAUGUGUAUGCCAAAAGCAAGUGCAUUAUCUAUGCGAGAAGAGUUUUUGAUUCAGACUUUAAGAAGAAUGAGGUAACUUGGAGUGCUAUGAUUGGAGGCUAUGUAGAAAAUGAUAUGAUAAAGGAAGCUGGAGAAGUGUUUUUGCAGAUGUUGGUUAAUGCAGAUAUGGCGAUGGUGACACCAGUGGCCAUUGGGCUUAUUCUGAUGGGUUGUGCAAGGUUUGGAGAUCUGAAUGGAGGGCGAUGCGUACAUUGUUACGCGAUUAAAGCAGGCUUCAUCUUAGACUUAACUGUUGGUAACACAGUAAUUUCAUUUUACACCAAGUCUGGAAGCUUAUGUGAUGCUUUUAGACAGUUUAGUGAGAUUGGCUUGAAAGACAUUGUUUCAUAUAAUUCUCUUAUCUCUGGGUGUGUGGAGAACUGUCGUGCAGAAGAGAGUUUUCGUCUAUUUCAUGAUAUGAAAUCAUCCGGAAUUCACCCCGAUAUUACAACAUUGGUUGGUGUCUUAACCGCUUGCUCUCACUUGGCUGCUUGGGGACACGGUUCUAGUUGCCAUGGGUAUUGUGUUGUUAAUGGCUAUGCAGUUAACACAAGCAUUUGUAAUGCACUGAUGGAUAUGUACACAAAGUGCGGAAGACUUUAUGUAGCCAAGAGAGUUUUCGACACAAUGCAUAUGCGAGAUAUAGUUUCAUGGAACACAAUGCUGUUUGGAUUUGGGAUUCAUGGGCUUGGCAAAGAAGCUCUUUCUCUGUUCAACAGUAUGCAGGAAACAGGUGUGAACCCAGACGAGGUGACUCUUCUUGCUAUUUUGUCUGCGUAUAGCCAUUCAGGACUUGUGGACGAAGGGAAACAGCUCUUCAACUCCAUGUCUCGAGGAGAUUUCAACGUCACCCCAAGAAUAGACCAUUACAAUUGCAUGACUGAUCUCCUAGCCCGUGCCGGAUACUUGGAUGAAGCUUAUGAUUUCGUCAACAAGAUGCCAUUUGAGCCCGAUAUUCGCGUGUUGGGUACACUUCUAUCUGCUUGUUGGACAUACAAGAAUGUGGAACUUGGGAAUGAAGUGUCGAAAAAGAUGCAGAGUCUUGGAGAAACAACAGAAAGCUUAGUUCUUCUAUCCAAUACCUAUUCAGCUGCUGAGAGAUGGGAAGAUGCAGCAAAAAUUAGAAUGACACAGAAUCAAAGAGGGCUUCUCAAGACUCCGGGUUAUAGCUGGGUCGAUGUUUGAUUAAUGAUAUGAAAUUAGGGUUUAGCAGAGGAAGACAAAAACGUAACCGAGAAGUAAAGAUUUGGUUACUCUGUUUUUCAGCUUCCCACUUAAAAUCGCAGCCGUUAAAAAACUCUUGAAAUCAGAUAGGGACCGUUGGAUUACUGACAUGGUAUGUAAGUGUAAUAUACAGAUUAUACAAUC
Messenger RNA from Arabidopsis arenosa, 8011 nucleotides. NCBI's taxonomy places the organism in Eukaryota, Viridiplantae, Streptophyta, Magnoliopsida, Brassicales, Brassicaceae. The record is from the annotation of a GenBank genome assembly.